This is a messenger RNA of Suricata suricatta (meerkat), 389 nucleotides long. Its product is annotated as gamma-aminobutyric acid type B receptor subunit 1-like. Gene Ontology annotation, cellular component: G protein-coupled receptor heterodimeric complex; membrane. Gene Ontology annotation, molecular function: G protein-coupled GABA receptor activity. Gene Ontology annotation, biological process: G protein-coupled receptor signaling pathway; gamma-aminobutyric acid signaling pathway. Bases 1 to 369 code for a protein of 122 amino acids. Lineage: Eukaryota; Metazoa; Chordata; Mammalia; Carnivora; Herpestidae. The record is from RefSeq and is a predicted model, not a curated record. The transcript has 3 exons.
AUGUUGGAAGCUUUAGAAGCCAGACUCCAAGUGCCAGACAUCCGCCGUGAGAGGUGUGCGGCUGCGGAUACUGUAGAUGUGGAAGAUGUUCCUGUGCAUUUACGUCAUGCUGGGGUCCACCCUGUACUGCCUUUCGGCGGAAGCUACAAGAAGAUCGGCUACUAUGACAGCACCAAGGAUGACCUUUCCUGGUCCAAAACGGACAAGUGGAUUGGAGGGGCCCCCCCGGCUGACCAGACCCUGGUCAUCAAGACAUUUCGCUUCAUGUCCCAGAAACUCUUCAUCUCCGUCUCUGUUCUGUCCAGCCUGGGCAUUGUCCUGGCUGUGGUCUGUCUGUCUUUUAACAUCUACAACUCUCAUGUCCGGUAAGUUUCCUUCCUGACACUUUC